Molecule: messenger RNA, 28119 nt
Organism: Cinara cedri
Lineage: Eukaryota; Metazoa; Arthropoda; Insecta; Hemiptera; Aphididae
Source: the annotation of a GenBank genome assembly
GGGAAAAAGCCAGAGAGAAACGGAUAGAGCGAACGACCGUAAAGAAAUAAGAAGAUAAACGUUCGCGAAGUGGGUCGACCGCGCGACAGUCGUCGUCGGGGUGGCCGUUGCGCGCGCCGUGUUCAUUCCGCGGUACCGAGAGCGGUUCGCACAGUAAUAUUGUUGUUGUUAUUAUUAUAGGACACAGUACAUCCAGUUUCGCACGAAUCGCCGCGGAACGUUCAGCCGCACGCUAUAGUAUUACAGAUCGUGUGCCGCGUCCGGUCACAGAGUGUCAGCCGACGUCGCCGAGAUGCAACCGCCUCCCAGAAAGGUAACGAUUUUAACAUUGCCCCCGAUACAAUAAUAAUAACCGACGCGCGCGGGCCCGUUUGACUUUUGAUCCGGACGAGCAGUGUCACAUCCCCGUCCUGUAAUUCCCGCGGUAAUGUUUACCGUUCCUUUUUUUUUUUUUUUUUUUUUUUCCACUAUCUACAAGCGAACAAACGCGCCCGUACACGCGAUAGUACAAUGACGUUCAGGUUCCGUCGUAAAAUAGGCGUCGGUAUUUCAUAAGAAAAUCCUUUUCUAUUCGCGGUCUCCCCUCGCGGAGCGACCGACAGACAAGUAAUAAUAACGCAAGCAUAACAAUGUAUUUCCGUUCCCUUUCCCGUUUUUUUCCUCCCCGGUGAUUUUACGUAUUAUUCCGACGGCGGUUUUUUAAAAUAAUAAUAAUAGUAAAACAAAAAAAAAAUAAUAAUAAUAAUUAUAUCGUUUUACUAUUACCCCACUCUAAUCGAUCGUCGAAACGUUCCGUCGAGUUUUCCGCGUCGAACGUCAACGAUUUCGCAUUCGUGCCGUGCGUUUUUCUGUCGUUACGACGCCGUGUUAUUUUAAACGAUUCGUCACUUGCCUGUUCGUCAGCCCACAAUGCACAAUCGUUUGCGAUCCGUCGGCCGCAGUUCCCGGGUAUCGACGACCGGUGCCGCGAUUGCGGUGCGACCGGGUCGUUAUACCUAUGCAUCUCGCAUUAUGCGGUGAUAUCGUUAUCGUAGCCCGCGAUUGUUAUAUUGUUUUUUCACAACGCUGUACGUUAUCGCGGCACAGCGGUGACAGACACCUAAUAUGUGGCACGUUGACUAGGUACGUGCAGUGCGGUGCCCGGGAGUUUUUCAAUGUGAGGGAAUUUCGCAAAUAAUAAUCGCGAAUAUCACGCAGGAAUCUCUUUCUCUGUAUCCAACUCGAUCGCGAAACAGCCGAAAAGCCGGAUCUAAAAAAAACCAAUUUUAAUCAAACUUUUCCUAGUGACUUGGCUGAAACGUAUACAUUUCGAGAUUAAAUUACUAAAUAAAUAUUCAUGUGUAAAAGUUGUUGGUUUUCGGGAGGAGACGGGAUACACAGACUAACCUCCCCUCUGCGUACCCCGCCCGACCAUAUAUCACAAUGGAAAGUGAAACGAUAAAGUUCUUGUAAAAAAAAAAAAAAAAGAAAAAAUCAUGUAUGAAUUAUGUUUUGAAAUUAUUUUAAUGUAAUCAUUUUGGAGAAACCAAUAUUUCAUUGCAGAUAACACUUGACGUGAAAAAGGUUUUUUCACCCUCGGUACAUGACACACUAUUGUUCUCGGUUAUGACGCCAAUAUUUCAACAACACUAUACCCGGGCAAUUUUUUCAUUACGUUUCUUUUUAUCACUCCUCCCCUAAAAUAAAGUUCCAAGAACAUAGAAAGUCAAAAGUCCAGUCAUAAAAGUCACAAUGUUCACUUUCUAUAAUAUUUACCUUUUAUUUUAGUGGAACUAGACAUUCAGGUAUUCAAUACCUAUGAAAAAGUUUUGCCCGAUGUAGGGCAUCCAUUGGAGUUAUCAACUAUAUAUGUUUAUUAGUCACAGUAAACCUCCUAAAAAAUGGUCUGGCACUAUAUCUAUAAAACGAACUUACAACCAUUCCGUGUUAAAUGUCUUACGUCCCGUCGAGAUUCGAAAACAACAAAAAAUUAUUAGAAUUAGAAUUGGAAUUAGGUAUCUGAAGUUUGGUUUAAAUAUUUAGUUGCCAUUUCAUGUAAAUCAUAAAAUAUGGUUAGGAUAGGUUAUAAUUAUAGACCGGAUUUAUAUGGUUUAACGUAUCGUUACUAAGCUUAUGUAGUCUUAUGAGAGUAAGAAAUGUUGACGAUUCGUUCAAUUCUGAGCACGUAGGAAAACCUUUUUUGCAUAUUUGAGAAUAUUUCAUGGGUUAAGAAAUAUUUAGAUUAUUUUGCAUAUUUCGGUAUAUUUUGUAAAAUGUGAGAAAAAAAUAUUAAUUUUAACAAUACGGUACCUGGAAAAAUAUAUUUUGAACAUUUAAAAUUUGUUUUUUCUGUAUCAUUUUGAUAAAAAAGUUUAGUGUGUUUAGUACCUACCUAUUAUAAGUUACCGUUUAAUAAACAUGUUGGCUAAACCGCAAUGUUGGAAGAUGUUUUUAUACUGAUAAUAACAUAAACGUAUUUGUUUAUCAUUAAUCAUUAUCAACUAUUCAAAUGUUCAAAUAUUUUGUUUUUCACUUUUUUAAUCACGUGUAACAAGAUUUUUAAGUUUUUAAAAAUUAAAUUACUAAUAUUGUCAUAUAUUUAUAUUAUAUUCUUAUGUUGUAAAAAAAAAAAAGUUCAUCGAUUAUUUUUGCAUAUUUUUCAAACUUCUAAGAGAAUAUAAUGAGAAUAUUUUAAGAUUUUUUUAAAGAAUAUUAGCAUCAUAUUUUAGGUUUUUUAAGAGAAUAUAAAUCCGUUUUUUAGUUAUAAUUAUAUCAAUUAUAUAUAUCGUAGUUAUUUUUUGAUUUUUGUGUACAUGACGAAAGGUUAGGUUAAGAAUAAAUCCAAAUUUUAUAUGAUAGUAUGUGUCACAAAUUUUUUUUCUCUUUUUAAAUGAUCUAUGAAAAACAUAUAUUAUAAGUUAAUGAUUCUUGUGUUAUUAAUUUUUAAUUAGUUUGAACGGGAGAAUUUGAGGGAUAGUAUUUAAAAUUUAAAUAAGAAAUUAUAUUUUCAUAAUAUAAUCAUGUCGGUAUUUUCGGUAUAAUUUUUAAUGCAUUUUGAUGAGUCAUUUUCCAAUGGUGUAUUAAAUAGCAGUCAACGAUUUAAUAUGAAAUACCAACUUAGACAAAGGCAAACAAAAAUCACACGAAAAAGGAUUAUUUAAUAAUUUUAAAUAUUCACCGUGAGAUUUUGGACGGUCAAAUAUUAGACACAGUUGUUUUUCGAUAUAAAAAUUAUACUUAAAAACUCGUGCCGAGGACGGCCAAUCUGCUAUUUUUAAUUUUUAGCUAUACCGUGUAUAGAACGAUAAUAUUAUAAAAUUGGUAUUACUUACGGACCCAAAGAGAUUUUAGAGAUGAUCCGAUUUUCAUCUUCUCUAAAAAUUUUCUUUAUACAUCCGAUCAACUUAAAUUUAUCUUAAUAUCAAAAAAAAAAAAAAUGAUUGGCACGCGCAUAUAAAACAAAUAUGUGCUUAUGUAAAAAAGCGGCAUUUUUAAGAAUUUAUUAUGACUGCGAGGGUGAUUAAGAUAAAUAUAAAGAUGUGGGGAAGAUUUCCCCUCACAAUCUCCAACUGGUAUAUCUUCAAUACAAAUACACAAUAUAAUAGGAAUUAAACAAUAAAUUAAUUCGAGAUUCAUAAUGUUUUUUUUUUUUUUUUUUAUUGAUCUCUAUAAAAAUACAAAACUCGGCACCUAUGGCUAUUAGUUAAAGUUAUGAUAUGUACGAUAAUUGCAAUUAUACUUAUAUACAUGGUACCACAUUAAGAGUAAAUUGGUAAGAUAAUAUAUAUUUGUUAACUAAUUCUAUCUAUUUUUAAUCGUAAAAAUGUUCAAGUAAUAUUUAUAUUUUAAUGACAAAUUUAUAAAAUAAAUUCACGUCAUAAGUGCUCAUUCUAAUGUAACUGUAUAGUUUACGUCUAUACUCGUCGCACAUUACAAUGUGCAUAUUGGGAGUGUUCUGUGUUCCCGAAGUACAUUGUAAUGUACAAUCAAAGAUCUCUGUACCAAAUUAUCAGAAAUGGAUGAAAAUCGACGCAUUUCUUAUUCAAAUAGUAUUAUUAAAAAAAAAGCAAAAAAAAAAAAGGUUUUACUCGAAAAAAAUUAAUUCGGGACUGAAAGGGUUAACGUUAAAACAUUUAACCGGUAAACUAUAACUAUGGAAUCGUACGUUUAAAAAUAUUAAAAUAUUACCAUUAUAUUAAAACGGUUAAUGGUAAAUUAAAAUCAUUAAAGUUUACUCAAUACCACUUAAAUAUCCACUCAAUAUACUUUACUAAACUAAGGUAAACUUAUUGUAUUGAUUAUAAUCUUGAAGAACAGGUACAUUUGGUAAAUUAGGUUAUGUUGAAUUAAGACAUUUAUGUAUCCCUCCUAAUGCCUACAUCAUUACCUUAUAAUGUCAAUAAUACGUAUAUAUAAUAGAUAAUUAAUGGUACGUACGUAUUACUCAUAUAUUUAUAACAGAAUAAUUGUUCCUUCUUAAAAAAUUUAUGUUUGGAUUAAUAGUUAUGCAGAUAAUCGUACUAUGCAGAGUGGGGAUGGGGUGACCACCACCCUUUUGCGUCAUAUGAUGUUUCAAACGUAUAUCACAAAAUAUUUAAUAUCCUCAGUAGUAUUAUCAUAUACGGUGUUUCUAUAUAGCUUAAAUGGAUCUUCUAAAGGUCACACUGUAAAUAUUUAAAGAGUCGAGUAUAGUCAAAUUUUAACGACAUUUUUGAAAAAAUGAUAGUUUAUCAAUUAAAAAAUAUUCAAAUUCAUUGCUAUAUAUCAUACUACGAUAUUAAUUUAAAAUAUUGUUUCAGAUCCUACAAGUCCCGGGUAAGCAUUAAAAAUAUCUAUUGAGUAAUCAUGGAUUUUGUUCAAAAACACGUGUAUAUAAAAUAGAAAAUCUAGGUAUCUUUUAUUGUUAUCUUAGAUAGCCAAAAAAAUGUUCUAACACAGGUAUAUGAUUUAUUGGUUUUAAAUUUACUUGAAUAAGACGAUCGAUGUUAAAAAAUAAAAAUAGUCAUAUUUUUCACAACUAAAUACAGCAAUAACUUUUUUUUAAAAAUUAUUACCUAUUUAAAUAAACAAUGUCAUUCCGUGAAUAAAUUUAUGUUUUUUAAUAUUCUUCAAUUUUUAUCAUAUUGCAUCCCCACUUUAAAAGUGACAUACAUAUCUUAUAAAACAUAAAUUUCGAGUAUAAUUAAAUAAUAUAAUUAUUUUAUUAUGUGGAAUCGUCCUAAGUAUACUUUAGUUUCCAAUUGCUAAUAGUGCGAAUAUCAUUGUUGAUAAUAUAACAAUUUAAUAGAAUAAUAUAAUGAAUUCAAAAUAAUAUGAUAAUGUAAAAUUUCAUUUUUUAAAAUGUGUAAUUUUUUAAGUAGAGGUGCGAUAGAUGCUGAUUUACGCUAAAUAAUACUAAUUUCGUGAUAAAACUAUUUUUCAUUACUGAGUUUUUAUGUUAAAAACUACUCACGGCGCAAACAUUCUCUUAAGACAAUAUUAUUACUACUUAUUUAAGUUGUGGGACAAGUUAAUAUGUCACCUCUGUGUUUGUUUACUGGUCAAAAUUACGAUUAAGGAAUAUGACUUAAAAUGUUUGACGCCUUAGAUUAAUAGUAUUCCCUUAUGUGAUGGCAACCAGCAUGUAGGCUUGUUUGAUAAGGCUGUAGGGUCUACAACAUCCCAAUACAUAAUUAUUAAACGAUUGCACAUAAUACAUUUUCAAAGAAAAAAAAAUAAUAUCAAUGUGUUUGAUAAAUGAAAUAGUGAUUUAUCUUUAUACUUGAUUGAUUUAAUAGUCAAUUUAAUUACAUUUUUAUAAUAAAAAAAAAAAAAAUAAACCAUAACUGUGUAGGUUAUUAUUGUUUUAUACAAAUAAAACGAAUCUAUGUUUGCCUUUCACUGUUAUUAUAGUGGUUUUGAUUUGUUUGUAUUACAUUCAUUUGUUUGUUAAAUGAGCUAUCAAUGAUAUUUAGUGUUUUAAAAUGACCUCAUAAAGAUAAAUAAAAUCUUUACAAAGAUUAAUAAAGUGGGGAGUAAUAAUAUAAUAUUAGAUUAAAAAUUUUGAGAACUGGCAAAUGGGUUUUAGUCCUUUUUUAAACAUUUCAACUUUCGAACAUUUAAAAGUAAAACAAUAUUAAAAUUAUUAUUUUAUAUUUUUAUUGAUUUUUAUGUACGUUUAUAAGGUGUGUUAUAUAAUUUAAAAUGUUGGAGUACUUAUAAUUGAAAUGGGUUCACAUUGGUUAUCAAGAAAAGUAAUUUGUAUAUUAUUCUGCAUAAAUAUUUCGUUACUGUGUAUAAUUUUUAUGUUACACUAUAAUAUGUAUACAAAUUUUAUUUUAGGGGAAUUACGUCAAGUUUUUAAAAAAUCUCCACUCUGAACAAAUAGCAAAAUUACUGCUUAAAAACCAAAAUGAAUGUGAUUUGUUGGAAGAUAUAAGGUAAGCACUUAACUUGUUUUAAUUAAAAUAUUUAUGUUAUGUUUAUUACCUUGGUUGCUUUUAAUUGUCGGAAAUUUUUAUAGGAGUUUUUUGAUUAAAAAAUCUGCAAUAGAGAAAUCGUAUUCCGAUGUAAGUAUAAACCGUAGUUAAUUUUUCGAAAGAAAAAAUGCAUUGCUAUACAGCUUAUAAUAAACUCCUACUAAGGUAAAUAAUAUUAUUAUAAUUUUAAUGUAGGCAUUACUCAAAAUAUCCGUUGCAUUCUUGAAUAAGAAAAUUGCAAACAUACCAGACAUUAAGACUGAAGGAAGUGAAGAAAAAUGGUAAGCAUACAUAUUUUAUAGUAACCUAUAUAUUAGACAAAUUAUUAUGAAAACUACAAGGAAAAUCAAAAGAAACCUCCUAAAGCUACCAACUUGACAAAAUUGCAUUUGGAAAAGAUACUAAACUCGAAAUUUGGAGCUAGAUUUAUUUCAAAUUUAUCAAUAUUUUUCUUCAUUAUAUUCAGGCCUUUCCCAAUUAUUGAGAAAACCGUCAGGAAAAUAGAAUAUGACCUUAGAAUAACAAAUAGAUAAAAUUUACUUUCACAAAAUAUGUUACUCUUAAAAAUCGGAUUCCUGGGAGAAAAGUUGUUCAUAAACACAUAAGAGUACACAUUAUCACUAAAAAAAUAAUAAUAAUACUUAAUAUGAAUUAUUUUAUAUUGGGAAUUAUUCAUAAGUAUACCGUUAUAAAAUAAAAUAAAUUUCUAUUUACUAUUUUUUUAUAAAAAUCAUUUUAAAUGCAAUGCAUAUACAUAAUACAUAACCUAAUGCUUAUAAAAUAAGUAUUUUUAAUAACAUUUUUCUGUAUUCCAUAUUUUAUUUAUUUUUAUGGUAUAUUAUUUUCUGUGAAAAAAAUUCUAUUAAUACCUACUAGAAAAAAUAGACUUAUAUUGCUGUUAGUUGUGUUACGGUUUUAGAAGUUUAAAAAAGGAUGUAUUUAGAGCAAUUCAUAUUUUCAUAUUUAUAUCUGAAUGCAACGAUAAACCAUUUGUAACGAAAAAGGAAUCUGAGCAGAAUGUCAUUAGUCGUAUUUUAAACUCUGAGUGGAGCGAAGAAUGUAUUGGUUUUACUAUAUGUUAAUUUAUUUUUCUCUUUCUAUACUGUGCACAAAAAUUCUAUCAGCAAUUUUACUCCGAUUUUCAAGUAUUGCAAUUUUUCUGACAGGAAAUUUGACUGGGGUGGUAUAUUUAGAAAAUUAUUUUUUGAUUUUCCGAGCUUUUUUCCCAAUAAAUGGGAAAAACCGCAAAAAAACAUAGGCGAAACGGGAAAAUGUACGAAAUGUAUUAUUUGAAAAUCGUGAAUAUUACAGCCUUUUAGAUUCUCAGUGGAGCGAAGAAGAUUAUGGUUUUCCAAAGAUGUAUAUUUGUUUUUUUUUUAUCUGUGGACAACUUUUCAUUCAGAAAUCUUGCCCCGAUUUACAAUGAUAGGACUUUUUCGAAAAGAGAAUUGGUCGGGGAAGGUACAAUAUUAAAAAAAUAUCAUUAAAGAAAAUAUAUUUUAUAUUGUUAUGCCUAUGUAAUUAUUUUACCAUAAUAUGACAUACAUAUUGUUGGCAAAGCAUCACUAUCAAUUGAACUCCGCUCAGAAUCGUUUUUAAUAAGCUUAAUUUUUCUCCUAUCAUUAAAAAAACUACUUGGAAAAUCAAAAAAUAACCUCUAAAAUUAAAUUGAAUAUAAUGUAAUAAUAAUAAUAUAAUAUCAUAAUAAAAUCAAUUUAUUUCUCACUGUGUUCAUUAUUUAAUAUAACCUCGUGAACACAUAACCUAGACACAAUUUACUACAAAAAAAGUUCUUUUGUGAUUUGAUUGAAUUGAUUUUAUGAUUGUUUGGUAUAGAUUUUGUGUAUACAAGUUUUUAACAGAUACAAAAAUAAAAUUAAAUGAAAUAAAGGGAAGUAUGUAAAAAUACUGAACUAUAGUAAUACCACAGACAAGUAAACAAAACAAAAUUAAAUAAAUGUAUAAUCCAAAAUAACUUGAUUUAAAACCACGAUGGUUUGUUAUGCAAUUUACAUUAUUUCUAUGCAUCCAAUUAUAUUUAAUCUUAAAAUAUAAGCAUUUAAGUUUCCAUUUCUAUAAUAUAUAUUUUAGUAUAUUGUAGUAGCAGUUUAAAUUAAUUAUUUAUCUAAGUUAAAAAUUAAUAAUAAAAAUAAUACUAAAUUUAAGUUCAUUAUUUAAUAUACUUUUAAUAAUCAUUUUCAAAAAAGUUUGGAUGUAUUAAUUAAAUAAUAUGUUUAAAUUAUUUUUAAAUAGUUCUUUACUAAAAUUUUGAUUCAAAAACUAUUAUUAAAUACUUCUAUUGUGAACUCAAACUUUUUAGUUUACUUUAUAGUAUUAAUAAUAAUAUUGUAUAAAUUUGUAAAUGUAGUUUCUCCCUAAACAAUGGAUAGAUUUAACAAAGGAUGUUAAGUGUUUAAAAUAAACUUUUGAAACUUGCCUUAGGGAUGAGUUUGUAAGAGUUCCAAUUGCAUGCUAUUAAAUUAUAAUAGCGAUUUAGAGUUUUUUUAAUUUUAUUUUUAAAUUUUAGGACAGGAGGGAAAAAUAACUAACUUAAAAAACAUAUACAAUUCAUACAUUUUUCAUUGUAAAAUUUACCUAUUCAAUUUAAAACAAUAAAAUGUUUGUACUCACCAUUAAAUAUAGAAUUAUUUCAGAUUUUUAUACCGCGUACGGUUCAGAUUACGAAAUCCGUAUUCCGUAGAGUCCUGGAUUCCAGACUUACGUUUUCUAGAUUCGUAUACUUCCGGUUUUCAUAGGUAUCCGCAUAUUUAUACACUAUGUAAAAUAUCGAAAUAUACCUCGUCAUAAAAUAUUACGUGUGAGACAGAAAGAGAAAACCGUAAUAAAAAAAUGUUAGUGAAGCACUGAAGCCUCCCAAGCGGGUUACUGAUGUAAAUAUUUUAAACGGGAUAGAAAUUCACGAGUUUAUAAUAACUUAUUCAUCUUGCGAAUGUUUGAUUGAACGUCUUAAAAUGGAAUUCUUGAUAAACACAGUUCCGAAGAUAUAGGACAAUGGACUUUGGAACUUUAAGCUCUAAAAAACAUGCAAAUAUGUUUUUUAAAAACCGAACUUACUUCGCACGAAGUGUCACUGUUGUAGGUUAGAAGUUGGGAAGGUAUAGGACAUAGUGGGGAAUUUAAUUUAUGUCCGUACGCAACGAUUAAAUAUUUCUAACGAAAAACGAUUCUAAGCGGAGUUCGGUUAAAAGGCUGUAAUAUUUACGAUUUUCAUCGAAAAUUUGAUAUUGAAAUGAUUUGUAUUGUUAAUGGUAUUUAUUGUUAUAGUUUUUAGAAGGGGAAACCUGGGUAAGAUGGGACACCUAACAGUUUUAAAUUUCCAAUCGGUUUUGGAAUAUUUGUAUUCAUUAUACAUACAUUUUUAACAAAUAUAAAAUAUGAGUUUUGUCCCAUCAUGGAUAAUAGUGGAGGAAAGAUGUGACAUUAGUAGGGUAAGAUGAUACGUGUAUCUUAUUCAUAAUAAUUAGGUACAUUUUAUUCUACAUAGUUUAUGUAAUAACAUAUUGUACAAGCUGAAAAACUGAUUAUUUUAUUAAUGUAUACAUACAUUAAUUAUGUUAAUUUGAUGUACUUUAUCAUUUAUUAGGAAAAUGAGAGUUAAAUGUACUAAGUUGUGUGUCUUCAUUUUGUCCUAUUGUAAAUUUCCCGUCUUACCCCAAAUAUUAAUAUUUUAAUUUAAGGUUUAAAAUAAGAACACACUCCACCAAAGUUUUAUCAAUUAUUAGCUUAUAAAACUAGCUUUAAGAGUUACAAAGGAGUAAUAAGAAUAAACUAUUAUUUACUUACUUAUUACUUAUCUAAUAUCUGCAAAAUAUUACAUCGCACGUUGCCGCUAUAUUCAACACGCACGUGCAUCGUAUCAUUCAAAUUUGUUGAUGUUAUCAAAUAGUAUUAUUAAAGUGUGACCAAUAUAUUACAUUUUUUGUCAAAACAGUUUUCCAUAAAAAUUAAUAUUUUUCAUGAUAUAAUGAUGUCCCAUCUUACCUUUAGACUUCAUCUUACCCAGGUUUCUCCGAGUAAUAUGUAUUAUACUCGCGACGUUUUCGGAAGUACAGUAAAACCUCUGAAUAGUGGACACCCUCAGUCGCCGAAUUUUCGUCUGCUAUUCGGAGGUGUCCUUUAUUUAGAGGGUUUAAUUUUUGAAUUUUAUAAAGGAUAAUGAGUAAAAUGAAAACAUUUGCGCUAUGUUAAAUUAAUUUGUUAUGUUGUAAUUGUCGUUAGUAGUCGUAUUCUUAUCAUAACGAGUUUGUUGAACCAGUUCGUUAUCGUUAAACCUAAUGAUAUUGCCGUUUUGUCAUUAUUUUUAAUAAUAGUCGACUUUAAUAGGUGUCUGCUAUUAGUAAUUUUAUCGAGUUCGUUAUCGUUAUUAAAUUAUUACGAGAAUACAUAACUAAUUACGUUUUAGUACUGUCAUUUUGUUACUAUUUUGAAAUUAAGAUUAAAAUAGUGCCCGCUAUUCGGAGGCUUUCUUGUUGAAAAGUAGUGAAAAUGUCCCCGUUCCCAAAACAACGACCUCUAUAGGGAAAUGUCCUCUAUUGGGAGGGGUCCGUUAGAGGAGGUUUCACUAUAGAUUAAUAUUAGUCUGUUCCAUGUUCGAAAAAUAAUAUUACAUGUCUCUGGCUAGUUGACCACCCGCAAGGCUCAGAAACACGUUCGACGAGUUUUUCCCGUUUCUAUCCCACCGAAUAUUAUUAUAAUAAUAUAAUGUAUUAUUGCCGGGCGUCUAAAAAUAGUUUGAUUAUUUUUCCGGAAUAAGGUCACCGGCCUUUGUUAAUAUUAUAAUUUAAUAGAAUAUAAUUAUUAUACUACUUUACUCAGUUCUGAUUUUCCAAACACAAUCCAUGCGGGGCCCACAGAGUAAGAUUCCGUACGGUGAGGUUCGGUCGAUGAAAGUGGGUUACUAUCUCGGGCUGUGGUCACGUAGUAGUCGUGCCACCGUUAACUGAGAAUCGAACUUUAGGAUUUAUCUAGAACAAAAAAAAAAGAAUGGAACGUGAAAUUAAUAUUAUUUUAAGUGAAGGAUUUAAAUUCGCUGUCAGUGACAUAUAUUUAAAUAAAAUCGUGUGAAAGGUUCUACAAGUUGAUUAAGUAUUUCCCAAUUUAGUUACUUAAAUUUUGUUAAUUUUAAAAUUUCGAGUUACUGAACAAAUAAUAAGACAUAUUAAGUAACAAUAAUCACUAGAAGAAUAUACAAAUCCCGUUACUCCGCUCAGAAUACUUAGUUUUUAGAAGUUUAAUAAUAUUGUUAAUUUAAAAUGAUACUAAAUUAUUCAAUAUUGUUUAUUCAAAACAUAAACUUAUAGAUAGGUAAAUCUAUAUAUUACGACAAGAAUAUUAUUGCAUUAAUUUAAAUACCUACACUAAAAGUUCAAGUUAUGUAAACCACCAUGAGCAUUAACUAUUGGAUAAAUGUGAAUAAUUUUUAAAUAGAUAAAUAUGUUCAUGUUUUUAGGAAUAUGUGGAAUGUAUGGCGAACAGUGUUAGAAGAAAACGAAUCUGCCGCUAAGGCACGAUUAGAAGCCAUCGAAGUGUUACAAAAUCAAAUAAAUGACGAAGCAAAAGUCCUCCGUGCGCACAAAUUUCAGAUUGCGAAAAAAGUAAAUAUGGCUUAAAUAAGUAUAAUAUAAUUAUUAGGGCUCGGAAGUUAUUGCACUAAAAAACAUUAAUAUUGAUAGCAUAUUAUUCCUGUAAAAAAUAUUUAAAAUUGCAAUAACUUUUUUUUUACUUGACUAACUAUUUAAAAAAAAAAAAAAAAAAAAAAAAAAAAUAGUAAAAGUCUUAUUGGGUUAUUUUAUUAUUAACGUUUCGGGAAAAUUAUAACUCGUGUAUUUUAACAAAUGGUAUUUUUACCGCUGUCAUACCUAACAAUUGAUAAAGCCCGAAAUAACUAUCAAUACGCAUAUAACAUAACAUUAUUUUUAUUAUAUUAUUAUUGUGACAUAAUAUCUGACACGACCCCCAUCAUUAUUUUAUUUUAAAAUAGAAAAAAAAAAUUAAACCAUGUGAAUAACAUAUAAAAGUAUCUAAAAUUGCAUUAUGAAUGAAGAAAAUGAAGAAAAUUGCAAUCGAAUCGAAAAAAUUUAAAAAAAUUACACUUAUCAUUUUUAGAUUUUAAUUCGUACUUGCACGAAACAAAUAUAAUACCUAAUUGGUAACAAAUCCGAGCACUAGAAAAAGAGUUACAAAUGCAACAACUUCUGAGCCUUAAUAGUUUGAUACUAUUUUUUUAAAUUGUUUGUAUAAAAAUUAUCGAAUAUUUUAAUUACGUACUCAAUAGGUUAUUGUUUAUGUAACUAAACUUUAAAAGCUUAUAUCUGUGGAAUUGUGUGGAGGCAAUCAUAAACUAUUAUUAUACUCCGACGCCACUCAACAAAUCUUAAAUUUCGUUUAAAUAACAAAAUGUUUGUUAAACAUUCGAUAUGUAUACGUAUAAACUUUACAUGAAAUGGUGAGUUCGUGUUAUUUUUAUUGAUUCUAUUGUUGCAGUGUACAGAUCAUUUAGCGUUGGUACAAAAAGAACUCCAUUCUACCGUCCAAGAUGUAGACAAAACAAAAAAAUUUUACUUUGAUGAAGAACAGAGUGCCCAUGAAGUGAGAGAUAAGGCUAAAGACAUUGAAGAAAAGUAAAUAUAUUUUAAUAUUUCAAAAAAAUUACAUAAUAUUAUAAAUUAUUUUUUAAUCCUUGCAUAUUAUAAAUAAUGUUUUAAAAAUUAAUUUAGAAUAAUGAAAGUAUUACAUUCCAAUCAGGAGUAAAAUUUUACUAGAAUACCGUACCUUAAUUUGUUAUAAAAUUUCUAAAACGCUUGAACAUAUUUUUAUAGUAGAAUAAGUGGUGUGCAUAUAAACAGUUUAAGCGUUGCUUACACUUUUAGUUAUAAAAUAUUAUAAGUAUUUUUUUAAAUGAACAAUUCAAACCUGAUCAAUGAUCGUGUUCUAAUAAUGUAAAAUUAUACAUGGGAUUUUGGAAUUUUGGAAUAGUAUAAGGAGAUAAGAUAUACCUAAGUAACUUUUAAAUGUGUUACACGACCAAUCAUUGCGAUAUCAAUAGCAUAAUGCUGUUUAUUAUAUUAUCAGCUUUAGUAUGACCAUUGCUACACGAUUUUGCUAUAUUGAAAUUUUUAUCAGCCAUUUGUACUCGUUGACUUUAAACAGUUCAAAGUAUUAUUAUUAUUAGAUAGUGUUUAUUUAAGAUCUACAGUUAAUUAUUUAAAUAACUUUUGAUAAUAUUUGCAUUAAAUAAAUUGUGAGCGGUUCUUUAGAGGUACUGAAAAUAGAUGGAGGAAUAGUUGGUAAUGGUAGGUAUAACAUUUUUGGUGAUUGCUUAUACAACGCCACACCACUGAGUAGAAGGCAAAUCGUGUACUUAAAACAAAAUCGUAAAAAAAAUAAACGAACAAUUUUAUUAAAAAUUAAAUAUUUACAAUUUGUUAAUAAACUUAAUAAAAUGUCAAACUUUUUAAAAUUGUACAAUAUUUAUCAAAGAUUGAAAAAAUAUGUAUAGAAUUAUUUAAAACCGGAUUUAUAUUCUCUUAUUAUCUACAAACAGACACUUUAAAACGUUAAAAAAUUCCCGAAAAAAACACUUAAAAAUAAUUUAAAAACAACAAUGAUAGAUGAGUUCAAAAAUCUCUCCACUAAUGUCUUGAACUUAUUAAAUAACUUUCCUAACAUCACAAUAGACAGUUUUAUUUAUAAGUUAAAUCAGUUAGAGGGGGUGCAUUUAAAUCCAUUUUUUAUUUUUAUUUUUUUAAAAUAUUUUUUAUGUACUUUUUUCAAGGCUUUUUUAAAGUUUACAAGUACUUUUUUGUGGAUUUUAAGAGCAAAUAAAUCUGGUUUCUAAUAAUUACUAACAAAUCUUAUAAUCAACAAAGUAAAUUACUUUUUUUUUCUUUUAGAAUAAAUUAAUGACUCAAAUGUAAUAUAUGUAACAACAUUUUCCAUCUUAAAAUAUAUGUUUUUACUGUUAUGUGAUAAAAGUUCCCGUUUUUAGUUUACUAAGAACAACGUUCUUUCAAUAAUAUUUCGAUCGUCCUUUUAUAUUAUAUCUGUAAAUAUAUUCUAUACAGGUUAAAGAAAAAAAAAGGUUCGUUCUUCCAGUCAAUUACGUCUUUACAAAAGAACAGCGUGAAGGUAAAUAACAAUAACUUUUAGUUCCAUCAUUUAUUAAAUUAUAAAUAAUCAUAUAUUAUUUUAUUAUUAUUGAUUGCUGAUAUUUCGUUUUAUUUUUCACCAGAAUAUUUUAUAAAAUAGGUAAUUUUUUAAUAGUAUUUAUAUUCUUUUUAGGUGUCCUCCAGAAGAGAAGUGUUGGAAGAAAAAUCGUCGGGUGCCAGGAAUGAUUAUUUAUUAAGCCUUGCGGCUGCAAAUGCUCAUCAAACAAGAUACUUUUUAGUUGACUUACAAAAUGUAAUGAAUGUAAGUAUACAUAAUGUAGUAUAAUAUAUUAUAAAUAAUGAAUAAAAAAAAACUAAUAGUAAUAAUACUAUAUAAAUAUUGAUAAUUUUUAUAAUAAUUAGUAUAGUAUAAAGUAGGUAAAUAUAUUUAUAUUCUAAGAUUCUGAGGUUUCCGAGGAAUGUAUUGGGUUUUAAAAUGAUAUUUAGUAUUUUUUUCUGUGGAAAACUUUUCUAUCCGCAAUUUUGCUCUGAUUUUCAAAUAUAGAACUCUUACUGAAAGGAAAUAUGACUGGGGUAGUACUUAUGAGAGAUAAUUUUUUGAUUUUCAAGCUGUUUUUAUAAUAAAUGGGAAAAACGGGAAAAUGUACGAAAUGUUUUAUAUUUAAAUCGUAAAUAUUACCGUCUUUCAAAACAUGUAUAACUAAAUUCCGCUUAGAACCGCUCGAAUUACUCGUUGCGUACAGAUUAAAUUAAAUUCUUCUCUAUAUCUUAACUUCCCACCUAUAACAGCUCACCCAUCUGGCGAGGUAUAUCCGUAUAUUUUUUCACUAUUAAUGCGUUGAAUUGGUGUACAAUGCAGAAAGAGUAAAUUGUUAUUAAAUUAUUACAUUAUUUGUGGAUAAAUGGUCUAACCAAAGUCUUAAAAUCCUAAUAUUGGGUAUCUAUAGGCUAUAAUUAUGGUAACCAGAUAUAAAAGUUCAAAAAAAAGUAUAUUAAAUUUAAAUUUAAAUUUAGGUCCUUUAUUAUAAAAAAACCCCCUUCAUUGAAAGAAUUGGCCAAUGUGUAUAUACUAUUUUACCUAUUUUGCACAUAGCUCAUCUUCAUUUAUAUACAUUUUUUUUUAUCUAAUUACUCUAUUUUUUUUUUCUAUUAUCAACUAUAAAUUUAAAUUAAAUUCUAAUAACUGGUGAUUAUGAUAUUAACAACAUUUUUUUUUCAUCAAACAGUGGUUCUCCAGCUACUGUCGCUACCGUUGUUAGUCACUUACAGACGUUUGGAAUACAUUAGGUCGAAUAAUAAAAUAUUAAAAAAAAUAAAUAGUCAAAUUAUACAAAAUCAUAUACAUGUAUUAGCCCAAAUAUUUUCAAAAAAAAGAGUACGAUUUCAUGUAAUCAACACUAUUGUUAAGGAUAUAGGAUAAUAAAACAUAAAAAAAAAAAGGUAAGAUAAUGGGGACGAGUGCAGCCACUGAUGUGGGUGGGAAGUUGUGAAGGUAGGAUAUAGACGAGAAUUCAAUGUAUAUCUGUGAGCAACGAUAAACCAUUGCUUACGAAAAGACGAUUCUGAAAGGAGUUCAGUUAAUAGUGAUGCUUUUUCAACAAUAUAUAUGUCAUUUUGUAGUAAAAAAAAAUAAUUAAAUAGAUUUUUUUUAAUAAAAUUAGUUGUACCGAUAUUCCCAAUUUUCCUACGUUUAUCCCGGUUUUCUCAUAUUUUAUCUAGGUUUUUACACUAGGGAAAAAUUUUGGGAAAAUCAAAAAAUGUCCUCUCUAAAGUACCUUCCUAGUGAAAUUUCCUUUUAGAAACAUUGCUAUCAUUAAAAUUUGGAGCAAAAUUGCUGAUAGAAAAGUUGUCCACAGAAAAAAAAAAUCGUAAAUUAUAUUUAUUAUAUUUCGUAAAUUUUCCCGUUUUUUUUUUUCGGUUUUCGCAUUUGAUAAGAAAAUUCUUGAGAAAAUCGAAAUCUGACCUCCUUAAAGUAUCUCUCCACACCGAUUUAUACAUUUAGAGAUCCGAGCAAGUCUUCUGGUAGAAAAGUUGAUAAUAGAUAAAAACAAAAAAAAACAUCUUUUUAAAAUUAUAUGCUUCUUCACUUCACUCAGAAUCUAAAAGAGACUGUUCUACGAAAAAGAGUAAGCCUGGUCACCAUAGCUAUAAUACCUAUCCCUUUGUAUUUUGAAAAUUUAAUUAAAAUUAAAAUUUAUAAAAAAUCUGCUUAGAACAUAUAUAUGCAUUUUUUUAAUUUUAAUUUAAAAUUCGACUCGACUGCUAUAUUCAAUUAUUAAAGUACCGACCGUGAUUUUAAUUAUAAUAUUACUUUACAACUAUAUAUUACUAUAUUUACACUAUUAUUAUAUAACAUAUUAUUUUACUAUACUUUCAUUAUAAUAAGAACAAACACAAUUUAAAACUUAUUAUUAAAUUAAAUUAAAUUAAAUAGUUUCGUUUAUUCAGGUUUUAUUUAAAUUUGAUACGUUUUGUUAAUUUUAAUUUUAAAUAGAUAUUAUACUUUAAAUAAUAAAACAAUAAACUUGAUUCAUCUGUAAAUAUUUUAUUAUAUUCUAGUGCAAUUAUUAAAACAAUAAUAAAUAUAAUAAGUUCACGUCUCACGAUUCAAUAUAAAAUGAUUAAAUAUGGAUAGGUGAUUGAUGUUAUUUCAGAACUGUUGACUAUAUUGUACUAAUAAAAUAAUAAAGUAAAAUCAAAAUCAUUAAAAUGGUUAAUACUCGAACAUAAAUAAAGUAAAUAAAGAUGUGAAUAAAAAAUUAAUGUAUAAAAAUAAAAUAAAUAAAUGAAUCAAUGCGUCGUUUGAAGUAUUAUGAUAAGUGUAUUAUACGAUCGGUUUCGAAUUAAAAAAUCAUCAGAUAUAUCACUGUUAAAAUGUAAACCGCGACUGAAUAUAAAAAUUAAUUAGAAUAUUUAAUUCAAAACCGGUCUUAUUAUAUACUUAUCAUAAUUUUCUAGACGACGCAUUGAUUCAUUCAUUUAUUUUAUUUUAUACAUACAUUUUAGAUUCUGAGUCUAGCGAAGAGUGUAUUGGUUAUAGUAAGAUGUUUCUUUUUUUCUUUUUUUUUAUCCUGUGUACAAAAAUUCGACCAUAAAUUUUGCUCAGAUAUAUAAACGCAGCACCAUUUCUGAAAGGGAAUGUUGUCCAGAUGGUACUUUUAGGAGGUUAUUUUUUAAUAUUCCAAGCGGUUUUCAUAAAAUUUGGAAAAAAUCAAGAUAAAACGAAAGAAAAACGGGAAAUGUACGAAAUUAAUGGUUUUAUUAUUUUUCAAUUUUGUUAUUUGUUGUAAUUCAGUUAAGAAUAUUCGUAGACUUGAAAUUUUUACAGAAAACUUAUAUUUGUCUUUUCUAGAUUUUUUGAAAUAUUUCUGCCAUUUUUGAGCUAUUUAUAGACAUUUUAAAUUUGCAAGAUUUAUAUGUAAUUUUUAUUCGGUAGAUAUUCCGUGAUAAAAUUGUUAGACUUAGCAGAAAUGCUUGAAAAUUUAAGAGGAAGUUCAUUAAGAGUAUUACUUUGUAGCAUUAAAAAAAAAAAAAUUGUUUGAGUAAAAAAUUAUGUGGAACUAAUCUAGUUUUUUAAUUUUUUUUUUUCGAACAUAUAUAUAUUUCCGAUUUAAGAAGGAUGGUAAAGUCAGAAUUGAGCCAACUGAUUAAGUUUAUUAGCUUUUUAUUUAUUUAUUAUUAAGUAAAUUAGCUUUUAAAAAUAGCUUUUUGAAGUUCAGAUAUAAUGCAGAUAUUACAUGUUAUGUUAAAUAACUCUAUAUUGCCUUUUAAAAUACGUUUGUUGUGAUCAAGUGGUCAUGGAUACGAAUUUUCAUACGAGGGGCUGCGGGUUCUAACCCCGAGGUUUGAAAAAAAUUGUUUGCAACUUUUUUUUCCCUUUCAUCUAAAUAGGGUAAAAACAAAUGAAUUUUAAGUGUACUUAGAGAGACUUAACUAUCGCUCGUUCGGACUAUUCAAAUCGAAAAAUACUCCUCGAUUUGUUGUGCAAAUUUUUCUACCGGAAAUCUUCUUCCCAUGUAUCAAGUGUAGCUUAUUUUUUGAAAGGAAAUUUUAUCUUCAUGGUUUAGGGAGGUCAUUUUUAUGAUUUUUCAAUCGGUUUUCAUAAUAACUGGGGAAAACCGAGAUAAAAUGUCGGUAAAACGGAAAAUGUACGGAAUGUAGGUAUUAGUAAAAAAAUAUUAUGGCCUUUAUUUUCUGCGUACAAAUUUUCUACCAGCAAUUUUGCUCCGAUUUAAAAUGAUUUACACUUUUUCUGAAAGUAAAUCUGACUGGGAAGGUACUUUAGGAAGCUCAGUUUUCGAUUUUUUCCAAGAGUUUUCUAAUCCGGGAAAAACGGGAAAAUCAGUACAAUAUUAAACAAAUAUUAUUAACGCCUAUUUAAUUAUUUUAUUAUAAUAUGUCAUAUAUAUUGUUGAAAAAGUAACAUACUAUCAUCUGAACUGCGCUUAGAAUCGUUUUUUCGUUAGCAAUGGUUUAUCGUUGCUCACAGAUAUACAUUGAAUUACUUAUACCAUUGGCUGCACCCGUUCCCAUUAUCCUAGGACGUCUUAUUUUUUUUUAUAUAUUAAUUUACUUUAUAUAUUUUACUGUUAUUAUAGUAGCUCUAGUACCUAAAUUUUACUAACGUUAAUUCAUUUUUAAAUGUAGACUAUGGAACACAACGUUUAUGAAAAAGUACAAGAAUAUUUGAUAUUACUGAGUAAAAUCGAGCUUAUUACAUGUACCUCUGUUCAUAACUCGUUUAAAAAAGUCAGAGACCAAGCACAACAAGUUAGUAGUAAACGUAAAUUCUUAUAAUAAAUACAUUUUAAAAUUAAUUUAUAACUUGUGAACCCAAUUUAAACAAAUAUAGUUGAGUCGAGAGUAUAAUAUGCAGUGUGUGUACCUCUUCUAUCCCGUAUUAAAACAGCAUGUUCAAUAUCAGUUUGAACCUUGCGAUGGCGACGGUAUAGAUCACAUAACAGCGGACCAUGGCGGAGUAGUCACUAUACUUAGCCAGGAAGCGAAGAGGUGGGCCACACGAAUUAUUAGAGAAACAAAUAACAUUAAAGAAAAUACAAAAAAAGUACAGGUCUUCCAAGCUCUUCGGGAUGCGCGUCAAAAGGUAAAAUAAAUAUUACAGUUUUAUUAUUAAUAUAAUUUCUAUUAAUGUUAUUCUGUAGGAUUAUUGAAAACAUAAUACAUAUUAAAUAUUAAAUUAACAUUUAAAAUAUUAUAUGAAUACUUAUAUAAUAUAUAUAUAUAUAUAUAUACAUAAACAUUUUCCUUAACUUUAAAACGUCCAUACUUGUAGAGGUAUGUACCCCUUAUAAUUAUAGUGUUUGACCGAAUCUAAUCAUACUAAUUUAGGAUGUUGGUUAUAAUUUCCUGCAAAAAUAAAUGAUUUUAAUAUACAAAUACUAUACUUACCUAUACGUGGGUUUAUUAGUUUAUAAAUAAUAAUAAUUAUUAAAACUUAGAAUUAUUUUUGAAUAAUUGGAGGUGCUUAUCUCAAACUUUUUAUUUUAUUUAAACAUUUAAUUGGUACUUAUAACAAAACAUAGACCCUAAUGUAACAGCUGCUGUUUCAAUUUGAAACAACUAAAUACAGAUUAUAGAAUAUUGGUCCUUUAUUUUAGGUAUAUGUAUAUAUGAUACAGUACAUAGGAAAUUUUACGGGCCAUUUCCCUUAUAGUAAAUAAAUAUUGUAACACAAUUUGACUAACUUAAUCUAAUUGCAAUUUAAAACCUAUCUAUAUUAAUGUAUGUAUUUCUAUUUUAUUCAUCAUGUUCUCAGUUUUAAUAUCAAAAACAUAUAAACGUAGAUCGAGGGAAAUAUACUCAAGAUAUUAAUAAAUACAUAAAAAAAAUUACCGUUGACAUAAUAUUAUAACAUAUAAUAAACAAAUUUUAAACUGAUCUUUAUAAUGCUUCUCUUUGAUUAUUUAUUCUUUGUUUAAUUUUAUAAUUUCAAAUAAACUUAUUAGUUUUAUCGAAUUAUACUAAUGUUAAAUAGAUUUUUUUAUUAUUAUUUAUAGACUGAUCCAAAUGAUCCAAAUGGACCUGAUUUGGAAACAAAAUUAGAAACUAUCAAAAAUAGCAUUCGGAGAUCUGAAGUAAGUUCAAAAAAAAAAAAUAAAAUAUAAAUUAAAAGUGGCAUACCUAGGAUUUUUUCAAUUCGAGAAUUUAGAAAUGAGACUAAACAUAUUAAAUUCAAUUUAUAUAUAAGAAUUAAAGCAAAAUAUAUCUAUAUUGAUUAUGAAAACCUUUUUUCUUGAGGUUAUUUUGCAAAAUACAUAAUUUUGUAAUACAAUUAUUUGUUUUUAGUUGAGUAUUUAGUGUAAAUUUGAAACCAACGAGAUGUACUGGAUAAAAUCUAGCACACUGUCCUAGAAAUUGUGACAGUCCCGUUUCAGAUCUUUGCAGUCAACUACAAAAUAAAUAUCAAUUAUUUUUACGAAUUUUAUCAUAAAAAUAAAUUUAAAACGUAUAUAAAAAUAAAUUUAAAACGCAUAUAAAAAUAAAUUAUGACAUAUCGCUCAACUUUUCGUUUUACCACUAAGUAUAAUUUAUAAUUAACCUCAUUCAAAUUUUUUUAAUAUUUAUUUAAAUUAACAAGAUUGUAUCCAUAAAAACCAAUCAAUAUAAUAUGAGAACAUAAUAUGGCCAAUACUCUCCUGAGUGCAAUGAUUAUUGUUUUAUUAUUAAGUUUUCACUAAUGAAUAAUUAAUACUAUUUUUUGUACUUUAACACGGUAAAUAGUGGGGGUUAAAGUUCGUUUAGCUUCCCCUAGGUAUGUUACUGUUCAUAAACAUAAUUUAAUCUGAAAAGAUUUAUUAUAAAUCAUAUAAAAUAUGAAAUAAGUUUGCACUUUACUGGCAAUUAAAUACAUAUUACAUAGCUUAAAUUACACAUGGCUUGAAUCAUUGUGGCACUAAUUAAGUCAUUUUUUUUAUCAGAUAUUUUUAUUUUAAUUUAAAUACUAGACAUUAGUUAAAUUUAUAAUAUACCUAAUUUAUUCACACAAUUAGGUAAACAUCUAGAUGUAAAAUAGUUUAUUAUUUUUGAUUAAAAGUAAUCUGAAUAAUUUAUUAUUUUGUAAGUUUUUUCAUUAACUUUAAGCAUUCAUAAGUUUCAUAUUUAAUAGAAUAUUCAAUACAUUUUUCAGAUAGCUAAAGCUAAAGCUGAGGCUCGUAUUGAGUGUUUGAAAAAUGGAGACGGAAAUGGUAGGUACCUCAGAUUUUUCAUUGGUUUUAUUAGAGAUAUUAUUAUGUAUUAUUAAGUUGUAUAGAUAAUAUAUAUUAUAAAUAAGCAUUUAAUUGUUUUUGAUUAAUGAUAACUCUGUAAUUAAAAGUUUAAACUAUUUGAGCACAAGAAAACCAUUUUUAUAUAUAAUUGUAAUUAUUGUUUUCUGUUUCAGUAAACGUAGAAGAAUGGCUUGCGGAUAUAGGUGAUAUAAAUAUCGAACUGCAGCGAUCAAAUAGUACAUCUUCCUUACCAAUGGAGGGAGGUCCAACAAGUACCAUGACAUCAGACUAUGAUAGUGAAGACUACGGAGAUGGGCCUUCUGAUAGCCCAGUACCAUCUGAUAAACCGCAUUCAAUAUCUCAAGACGAAGAAGACCGACCAGAUUCGGCGGAAAUGGAUAAAGAUUGGGGUACAUGCAAUAUACCGUAUAUUGUACUAAACAACUUAUACUUUAUUGUUUAUGGGUGUUUUAAACGCAGAAUAUUAAUCCGUGACCUGUUAAUGUGGGUCUUUGUUGAUUAUAGCACUUGUGGAAAAAGAACGGCAACGUAUUGAACAGUUAACAGCCGGCUGGGAUGAUCCUACACAAGUAAAUUGGGAAGAAAAUCGUGAGACCGAAGAUAAGACUAUGUAUCCACAAGCUGUUCCUGAAGAGCCCGAAGGCCCUGUCUAUAAAUGCACUGCGUUAUACAAUUAUACUGUAAGUUUUCAUCACAAGCGUAGUUCAUACACUUAGAUAUUUUGUUUAUUGUUGUAUAUUAUAUUUUUCUUCUAAAUGAAAUAGAUCAAUACUAUUAUUUAUUUAUUUAUAGAAUAAUUAAAUAUUUUAUUUUAUUUCAUUAAUAUUGAGUUAUGAAAAAAAAAAAAAAUGAUGAUAAUAUUAUGUGCAUAUUUACAAUAACUUCAAUCGAAAAAAUAGGAACAAAUAGUUAAAUUUUAUUUGUAUUUUAUAUAAAUAUUCCAGGCUCAACAUCCCGACGAAUUAAGUAUUUUGGAAAACGAACAGCUCGAAGUAUUUAGUGUGGACAGUGAUAAUUACGGUUGGUCUAAAGCCAGAAAUUAUAAAGGCGAAGUGGGUUACGUGCCGUCUAACUAUCUAGAUAUUGAACAAGAAACGUGUGAUCCAGAAACCCAUGAUACACCAACGACAUACCAGCUUAGAUCGCAGAUUAGCUUUUCUUCUGUAGACUAUAUGGUUAAUGACGAGAUAACUGCAACGACGAUGAGUCCGACACAACAAUGUCAGUCUGACGAAGACGUUGAAGCUGAAGAACAAUCGUCAGAAAAAAGUAUUACUACAGUGUGGGAAAAUAAAGAGGGAGGUAAUAAUAAUGAUAUGUUAUACACAUUUAAAUUUAAAUAUUUUAUAAAACUAUAUUUCUCAUCGAAAAUAUAAUUUUUUUUUCCCAGGAGUUAUAGAAAUCCCAUCAUAUUGUAUCGCCUUGUUCGAUUACGCCGGGAACGAUCACGAGGAACUAGGUAUGAAAGAAGGCCAAAUCAUCAAAGUUGUAGAUAAGACUACACACGUGGAUGACGGAUGGUGGGUGGGUGAGUUAGGCAGUAAGAUGGGACACUUCCCAUCAUGCUUGGUCAAAGAAUGUUAUGAAAACGGUGACCUAGUACCUACACCGACAUCUGAAAACAGCGAUAGUGAUUUUUCAACCGAAGACCAUCCCGAGUUUGUCACUAGCGGUCCACCGCCACCACCACCCAUGUUCUCACCACCCGAGUUGCCGCCCAAAUUACUAUCCACUAAUUUGUUCCCGACACAAGUGAUUGUUACCCAACCCACACCCAUCGGGGAACAUGGUCCUCCUGGAAGUUUUGCUCCAGAAAGUAAGUAUAACCCUUUUGUACGAUAGCAAUACAAAAUUAAAUGAAAAAAAAAACCUGUUACCUUUACCCACAGAAAAAUAACUCAAUUAAAUAAAACUCAGAAUUUAUACGUUUUUUGAGUUGCUUUUAGAUUCAGAGGGCAGCGAGGUAUGUAUUUACCUUACUGUGGUUUUUUUUUUGUGUCUGCAAAACACAUUUCAUCAGAAAUAUUGCUCUGAUUUUUAAUUGUAAUAUCCUUUCUUUAAUUAAAUCUCGAUGGUGCAAAAGAAAGUUCUUUUUUAAUUUUCCGUGUAGUUUUUUUAAUAAUUGGUAAAAACAAGAAAGUUAUCAGCAUUAACGGUUUAAUUAUUUUAAAUUUUGUUUAUUUUAUUGUAAUUCGCUUAAAAAUAAUCGUAAAGGCCUGCAAUUUUAAAAGGAUACUUACAUUCGCUUUUUUAGUCGUAGUAACAUUUUCAUAGCAUUUAGCUAUGUUUGUGUUAUUUAUUGGCAUUUGUCAUUCUCUAGUUUUUUAGUUUUCAUUUAAUUUUAUGUAUUAAAUUAUUUUGGCCAAAGAGAAAUGCUUCAAAAUUGAACGCAAGAUUCAUUAUAAAUUGUACUUAGUAGACAGUAUAAAAAGUUGAGUGAAGAUAUUUUUUUUUAAUAAGCUUUUCAAGGUUAGAGUAUUUUUCUUUUAGUUCUCUUAUACCCCCUAGAUUUGAUAUAUUUUGUCUUACCUCAUACUUGACAAUAUCAUUAAUUUAAUCACGAUUAAAGAGCAGAUUGCGGUUCCGGUGGCAUACCACAAAACUAUAUUCUAUGAAAAUGCCAGGUCUCUAUUUUUAACUGAAUAACAACAAUAACAAGCACAACAAAAUCGAUAAAAACAGAAACCACUGUUUGUUUUCCACGGGUUUUUCCAAUUGUUAAAACAAGAGAAAUUAAAGAAAUAACCUCAAUGCACCAACAAAGUAUAAUUUUCAACUAGAAAUCAUCUCUGAAGUUAAUGAUUUGAGCAAGAUUUUUGAUGGAAAAGUAUUUACAGAUAGAAAAAUAAAGAUAUUGUAAAAGUAAAACCAAUACAUUCCACGCUACGCUUAAUGUCUAAAAUAAAAUUAUUGUAUCUUAUUCUUCACUCGUUUUUAAUUCACUUUACCAUCGAGUAGUAAAUCAUCCAAUUUAAAUAAAAAAAUGGUUAUCAAUAUAUUCAAUUUUAAGUUAUAUUCGUGUUGGGUCUUUAGUUCCGUCGAAAUCGGGUGACUUUUCAAUGGAAUUAACACAAAAUCAACAAGAACAAUAUGAUACGCAAUUUACGGAAGAGUGUGAUGGCGUACCGGCAAUAAGUGGUAUACGUAUUAAUAAUAAUUGUCUCGAAUUAAAAUAUUAAUAUUGUGUUUUUUAUCAUAACAUAUUUAGAGCCACCUGACAUACCACAACUGUUUAUAGAAAAUGAGGUAAUUUCCAAAUUUAAAUAGUAAUUUAGUGAGAUAGAGAUCAGUGGCACCUGAACAAUUUUAGAACUUAGGGUUAAAUAUGUAUUUAAUACCUAUUUAUCAAAAUUGACAUAUUUUAGAAAUUUUUUUUCGAAGAUUGCUAAAAUAAAAUCAUUAAAUAAUUAAUGAAAACAGUAUAAAGGAAAUAUUUUUCAAUUAAACAAUUGGUACAACUUUUUUAUUUUAAUAUUGUUACUUACAAUUUAUUCGUUAGUCUUCGAGAAAUAGUUUUAAUAUAAUACGCUGAAUUUAUAAAAUAUAUUUAAAUUUUACUAAACAUACAAUUUCUGAUAAAGCGGAAAAUCGUAUUUCAUAAUCACGAUAGUGGGUUUUCGUUUUCUGUUCUGAAAUCUAUUCUAUUUCCGGUGUUGGGGUUAAAUUAGCAAUAGUUUCCAGAUAUUCGGUUACUAAUAAACAGCAUAUUAGGAUCCUAGCAUUAUGCAAUAUAUUAUAUUGAACAUUCGAAUACUGCGGUACUUAUUUAUUAUUCACUCUCGAUAACCAAUGCAUUUCCUAAAUAAUAAAAUUCCAUUUUUUCAAGGCUCGAAACUGAAAAAAAAAUUCAGUUUCGUUUUUAAUCUAACAAUAAUAAAAAAAAUGAUUAUAAUAGUACCUACUAAUUUAUUGAUUGCCUAAUGAUUCAUUUAAAUAUAGUUCCAAUGAAAACAACGAAUAUAAUGGCCCAACUCACCACUGAGGAUAACUUCUUAAGAUUUUGUUAUGUUUAUAUUUUUUUUAUUGGUUUAAUCCGGUAUUAAUGAAUAUUUAAUACUGGUUUCAAGUCCUUCCUUAUUAUUUAUUUCUCUUAUUAAAAAUAAUUAUUCGAGUUUUCUUUAAUUGGUUUAACAAUAUCGAAGUAUUAAUAUCUAGGACGACUGUUCCGGACCUCCUGUCUCACCUCCACCACCUACGCCAGCGCCUGCGUCCGACGGACUUGGCGUUGCACAGAUCGUCAUUACUGCAGCUACACCAAUGAUGGAAGAACCGGAAAAGCCGUUUGGUCAGGAAGAUUCUCCGACCACCGAAACGGUACCGGAGCCAUCAGACCAUAUCGUAUUUCAAUCAGAAUCGGAACCGGAAGAUGACCAUCGUAUGAGUGUAGACAGUGAUUGUUUUCCGGUGAUCCCGGAAGAGUCCGAAGACGAUCUGAAAUUGCUCGAAUCUGAUGACCCCAGGGACACGGCUGGUUUACCGUCCGAACUCGAACCCGGACAGCUGGCCAAACUGCAUAAUCUUAAGGAAUCGAAUGCCUAACGACGACGUAUAGAGUGUGUUUACUGUGUUGUUUAUUUAAGGGACUUUAAGACCAGGUGUAGGUAUACUUGGGUUUUUUUUCACCAUCCAACUAUAAUUAAGAAGCACUACACCUUGCUAAGUUUAAAUAGAUAAAUAAAACGCAAUCAGCAAAAUCUUGUGAUGUAUAAUAAUAAUACAUUUUUUAUUUCAGCAGUUGAACUUAAUAACCAAAAAUAACAUAACAUUUUUUCUCUGAUACAUAUAUUUCAUAAAGCCUAUUUGUAAAAGCACCUUCUUAUAGAUAAUUUCACAGAGUUUUUUUGUUAUUUUAUCCUCUUAAUAUUUAGCAUUAUAUUCAAUUUUAUAGGGUAGAUAAUGUAUAAGAUAUAUUUUAUUUUAAGCGUGGUAAACGCUUUAUUGUUAUACUUUAUGGGAAAUCAAAUAUGGAUGUUCUAUACUUAGUUAUAAUAAUUAUGUGUGGGCACUGCAAUUUAAGAAGAGGAUGUUACACGCGAAUCUAUACUGUCUGAGUCUAACAGGGCAAUAUAGCAAAAUUACUUUUCUUAGAAUUUAAAUUGUGUUAUUUAUGUUGAGAUUGGUGUAAAAACAUACAUAAAAUAAUUUAAAGACGAAAAUAAUCUUAAUGUAGCUUCCGAAAAUAGUCUCAAAUAAACUCAAUCAACAAAAUUGAAUUAUUUGUGUUUUAACUCUAAUUUCAACCUAAGCACCACAAUAUAUGUUUUAAGUAACGCGAUUUCGCUAUGUUUCUUGUUAGUUAGAGAUUGAAAAAGUAAAUGCGAUUGUGGCGUCCGCGUACAUAAUUGAAAACUGAGACAUUAAAUAAUAUUAUUUGUUGCACAAAUAUUCUUAACUAUAACAUUAAUGGAAAUUAACGUUGUUCUAUUUAAAAUUAAACGGGUGUUUUGUUUUCAAAACGUUCUUUUUUAAUCAAAUAUAUUUAGAUACCUAUUAAAGGUGUGUAUCAAUAAUUAUUUAUCGUUAUUAUAAAAAUUGUAUUAAGUAAUUUUUUAAAAAUAUUUUUAUAGAGUCCCUAUGUAUAAUAUUACAAUUAAUUAAAUAGAAAAACGAUAAACUAUUUACGUUUAGGUACUUACAACUCAACGUGUUUUAAAUUGUAUACUACACAAAUCGAUGGACUCAUAAUAUAAAAAUAGAUAUUAUGAGUGAUAUCUUAAUGAUAAAUUUAAAAUAUUACACGAAAUUCAAUAACAUCGAAAGUGUCAAAACCUAUAUAACCUUCCACUAUUAUUCUUAAAGGUGUAAUGUGAUUUCAUGUAAAUAUAAAUUUUAACUUUUUAAACAUUUAUUGCGUGACAAUGAAAUAUUGUUAAAUCUGAAACGUGUUUUGGGUUUAAACGUUCCAAAAAUUUCAAAUAAAUGUAUAGAUUUAUUAUUAUGAAUUUUCUACAGAACGCGUUUUACCUACGAUUAUACUGCCGAUUUGUUUCUGCAUACAUAUUAUAUAAAUACUAUUAUUAUUCCUUGUUAAGCUUUUGAAUCUCUAUAAUAUCUUUUAGAAAGGAAAGUAUUAAUACGUAUGUUAUUAUAAGUUCUUGUUAAUUCUAAACUAUUAUGUUUUCUAAAGUCUACCAUUAUUAUUAUUAUUAUUAUUAUUAUUAUUAUUAUUAUUAUUAUACGAGUAGGUAUAAUAAUACGCUUUAAUUACUUAUAUUACCACUAAAACUCCGAAUUAUUAUUUAUUCGUUCUAAAAGAAAAAAAAUCCAUAAUUAUCAAUCAAUGAAAUAUAAUAUGUUUAUAAAUAU